Ornithodoros turicata is the source of this 1539-nucleotide messenger RNA. RefSeq lists its product as uncharacterized. The coding region runs from base 1 to 1539 and encodes 512 amino acids. Lineage: Eukaryota; Metazoa; Arthropoda; Arachnida; Ixodida; Argasidae. The transcript has a single exon. The record is from RefSeq and is a predicted model, not a curated record. Gene Ontology annotation, molecular function: nucleic acid binding. Gene Ontology annotation, biological process: DNA integration.
AUGACAAAAGCGGCGGUUCUGACAACUGGCGCAGAAGCAACUUCCCCUUUGUUCGACCUUGCUACGUACAGCGACUACAACCGCGCUCUGCGCGUUACCAGCUGGCUCAGAAGGUUCACGAAAAACUGCCGUCGUAGCGUGCGAACCACAGGGCCGCCUACAGCCAUCGAGAUAGCGGAGUCAGAGACGUUUUGGGUGAAACACACUCAGAAGGAAGUCUUUCCUGAAGAGAUUCAAGCGCUGACAAAGAAUCGUAGAAUCAGCGAAACUUCAAGGAUAGCUCAGCUCAACCCUUUUCUCGACGAAGGUGGAGUAAUGCGGCUAGAGGGCCGGCUUCAGUGUUCAGACAACUGUGAGGAUAUCAAACAUCCCAUCAUACUACCGAAAUGCCACGCCUUGGCUAGGCUGAUUAUUAUGAACACGCACCGACGCAUGCUACACGGCGGGGUACAGACGACAAUGUCGGCUUUGCGUGAAAGAUGGUGGUUGCUUCAAGCUAGACAGGCAGUGAAGUCGGUCAUCCACCGGUGUGCUGUCUGCGUGAAAUUCCGGGCACGACCAGCGUCUGCGCCAACAGCACCGCUGCCAGCUACCCGGACCGACCCGACUCACCCAUUUGAUACCACGGGUGUGGACUUUGCUGGACCCCUAUAUGUGAAGACCACAACCAACACGGCAUCACCAAAGUGUUAUGUCGUACUUUUCACUUGUGCGACCACGAGAGCUGUACAUCUGGAGUUGGCGACGGAUUUAACAGCGAGAGCCUUCGUCAUGGCUUUCCGGCGAUUUUUGUCAAGGAGGGGGGUACCGUCUACCAUCUACAGCGACAACGCUCUGGCCUUCAAGAAAGCGGCGCGAGACAUCCGAGAGCUCUGGAAAGCCAUGUGCAGCACCGAGUUUCAAGAUUUUGUCUCGACAAAACGGAUUCACUGGCAAUUUAUAGUCGAGAGGGCAGCCUGGUGGGGCGGCAUGUGGGAACGGAUGGUUCGAACUGUCAAGAACUGUCUACGCCGAUCCCUGGGUCGCCAAAGUCUCACAUUCGAGGAGCUAGAAACUCUUCUCUCAGAAGUAGAAGCUGUCGUGAACUCAAGACCAUUAACCUUUCUACAUUCGAGUCCAGAGGAACCCAUCGCGCUCACUCCAGCGCACCUGCUGAUCGGAAAGACCUUGACGGCCUUGCCGGAACAACCUGCGGCUCCUGUGAAGCCUUCGACAGCCAGUACAGCGGUCAAAAGAUGGCGUCACCGACAACAGAUUGCGGACAGGUUUUGGAAGAGGUGGAAACACGAGUACCUCCUUGAACUUCGGUCGGCACAUUUGUGUCGCGCUCAACGUAACCAAAGAGCAAUUGGCGAAGGUGAUGUGGUCCUACUGCAUGAAGACAAGGCGCCAAGGAGCAUGUGGAAGCUCGUGAAGGUGACCGAGCUGUAUAGGGGGCGAGACGGCAACGUACGUGCCUGUCAAGUCAGACUACCCAGUGGAACUGUGACUCGUCGCCCUGUACAGUUACUGUACCCAUUAGAACUUGACUGUAAUUGA